Ziziphus jujuba (common jujube) is the source of this 3200-nucleotide messenger RNA. Its product is annotated as pentatricopeptide repeat-containing protein At5g65560. NCBI's taxonomy places the organism in Eukaryota, Viridiplantae, Streptophyta, Magnoliopsida, Rosales, Rhamnaceae. The record is from RefSeq and is a predicted model, not a curated record. Gene Ontology annotation, molecular function: protein binding. The coding region runs from base 213 to 2930 and encodes 905 amino acids. The transcript has a single exon.
GGUCAAAGGGUCGAAACAUUAACCCCUCAUAUCUCUCAACCCACUAAAGCCUUGGCUGCUCAUCUGUGGCUGUUGUAUAGCAUUUCACUCCCCACCAUCACCACCAUCAUCAUCAUCGCCACCACAACCAUAUUAGGUGUCUCUGAGAUUCAGUUGGAUUUGAUCUUGAGCCACCCCUUUACGCAGCAAAUGCCCAAAUCUCAUACCCAUUCAUGAAUGGAGUCCUCACCGCCGUCCGGUGUCCCAAGAUGAUGAGAAAACUGAUGGCGGCCAUUGUCAGCCCAGUUGAGCCUCUCCUCCUCAAACCCAUAUCCUCCAUUGCUCCUCUUCCCUCAGAACCAGAGCCUUUCGAUCUCUCUUCUCAGCUGCACACCAUCCUCUCUCGCCCAAAUUGGCAGAAGCAUCCAUCGCUCAAAAAGCUUGUUCCUUCUAUUUCCCCAUCCCAUGUCUGUUCUCUUUUCUCACUCAAUCUCGACCCAAAAACUGCUUUGGGUUUCUUCAAUUGGAUUGCCGAAAGACCUGGGUUCAAACACAAUGUUUACUCUCACUCUUCGUUGCUGAAUAUUCUGAUCCCAAAUGGGUUCUUUCGGGUCGCUGAAAGGAUCCGGCUUUCGAUGAUUAAAGCUUGUGGUUCGGUUGAAGAUACAAGAUUCGUAUUGGAAGUGUUGCGAAGGAUGAAUAGGGAUUCGGAAUUCGAGUUUAAGCUCACACUCAGGUGCUACAACACACUUUUGAUGUCAUUAUCUAAGUUUCUUAUGAUUGAUGAAUUGAAAAAUGUGUACUUAGAGAUGUUAAACGAUAUGAUUUCUCCGAAUAUUUAUACAUUUAAUACAAUGGUUAAUGCUUAUUGUAAGCUUGGGAAUAUGGUUGAGACUGAUUUGUAUAUCAGUAAAAUAGUUCAGGCGGGUUUAAGCCCGGAUACAUUUACGUUUACCUCUUUGAUAUUGGGCCAUUGUAGGAAUAAGGAUGUAGAUAGUGCUUAUAAGGUCUUUCAGAUCAUGCCGCAUAAGGGUUGUCGAAGGAAUGAGGUUUCCUACACAAAUCUUAUUCAUGGGCUUUGUGAAGCUCACCGGGUGGAUGAGGCUUUCAAAUUGUUCCACCAAAUGGAGGAAGAUAAUUGCUUUCCCACUGUGAGAACAUUCACAGUUCUUAUACGUGCAUCGUGUGGAUUGGAUAGGAAGUUAGAUUUGUUUCAAAUGAUGACAGAUAAGGGUUGUGAGCCUAAUGUUCACACUUACACUGUGCUUAUUGAUAGUAUGUGCAAGGAAAAAAAGCUUGAUGAGGCUAGAAAGAUGCUAAAUGGGAUGUUGGAGAAACUGUUGGCUCCUAGUGUGGUAACAUACAAUGCUUUGAUUGAUGGGUAUUGCAAGCAGGAAAAAGUUGAGGCUGCUUUUGAAAUUUUGAGUUUGAUGGAAUCAAACAAAUGUUUCCCUAAUGCUCGAACAUUCAAUGAAUUGAUUUGUGGGUUAUGUAAAAGGAAGAAUGUGCACAAAGCAAUGGCAUUACUGAGUCAAAUGCUUGACCGAAAGUUGUCACCAAGCCUCAUCACAUAUAACACUUUAAUCCAUGGGCAGUGUAAAGCAGGUCAUAUUGAUAGUGCUUAUAGACUGCUUAAUUUAAUGGAGAAAAGUGAUUUGUUUCCUGACCAGUGGACUUACAGUGGUUUUAUAGAUGCUCUCUGUAAAAGGGAAAGAUUAGAUGAAGCUUGUGCCCUAUUUGAUUCUCUCCAGGGUAAAGGCAUAAAGUCAAAUGAAGUGAUGUAUACUGCUUUGAUUGAUGGGUACUGCAAGGGUGGAAAAAUCAAGGAAGCCUAUUCUUUAUUUGAUAGAAUGCUUAGUGAUGACUGUUUGCCGAACUUACAUACUUAUAAUGUCUUGAUUGAUGGUCUCUGCAAAGAGAAAAAACUGGAGGAAGCAUUAUUAUUAGUGGAAAAGAUGUCAAGUAUGGGUCUGAAGCCAACAGUUCUUACUUGUACAAGUCUCAUUAAAGGAAUGUUGAAAGAAGGUCGCUUUGCUGAUGCCCAUAAGGUUUUAAACCAGAUGAUUUUGGACGGUAAUCAGCCAGAUGUAUUUACUUACACUACAUUUAUCCAUGCAUAUUGCAGUGUAGGGAAAUUAGAAGAAGCUGAGGAUUUAAUGGAUAAAAUGAAUAAAGAAGGAGUUGUUCCAGAUUCGUUGGCUUACACAUUAUUAAUCAAUGCAUAUGGACGGCUAGGAUUAGUAGAUCGUGCAUUUGAUGUUCUUAAGCGCAUGUUUGAUGCUUGCUGCGAGCCUUCUCAUUUUACCUAUUCUUUUCUAAUCAAACAUUUCACAAAUGACAAGGGAACGAAGGAAGAGAGUAGUAUGGGACUAGAUUUGAUUUCAGAUGUCUUUAAUAUUGAUAUUGUUGAUGUCUGGAAGAUAAUGGAAUUUGAAGUUGCUUUGGAACUUUUUGAGAGAAUGGAAAAACAUGGUUGUGAACCUAAUAUGAGCACUUAUGCCAAGCUUAUCAUAGGGCUUUGCAAAGAGAGGAGGCUGGAAGUAGCGAAAAAGUUGUUUGAUCACAUGAGAGAAAGAGGAAUGUCUCCCACAGAGGAUAUCUGUAACUCUCUUUUUAAUUGCUGCUGUGAGUUGAAGGUGUAUGGGGAAGCAAUGAAAUUGGUGGAUACUAUGAUUGAGAAUGGUCAUUUUCCGUCACUGGAGUCUGCCACGAUGCUUGUUUGUGGCCUAUAUGAUGAGGAGAGUAGUGAGAAAGCGAAAUCUGCUUUUCGUAGUCUGCUACGGUGCAGCUAUAAUUCUGAUGAAGUGGCUUGGAAACUUCUCAUUGAUGGCUUACUUAAGAGAGGUCUUGUAGAUAGAUGCUCUGAACUUCUAGGAAUAAUGGAGAAGAUGGGUUGCCAUCUUCAUCCUCAGACGUACUCAAUGUUAAUUGAGGGAAUGGAUGGAACAUAAAUUAUUGAUACCCAUUAGAUUUUACUGGAUUUGGUUUUCAUCUUUGAAGAAGAGGGCUUUUCCAUUGCUAUUGCAUUUUGGUGAUGGAGAAUGCAGAUUAAGUACUGAUUCUUUGACACACAACCCCCAAAUAAAUAAACUGAAAAUUUGCUUUAAUCAAAAAACUUGUCCAACUGUAAACGUGCAAGAUGCUGUUCUGCUACAGACUCAAAUAUUUGGAGUUUCUGCAGCUGAUUUUGGAAAGUAUUCACAGUUUCUUGGAGAUGACAA